Molecule: messenger RNA, 1020 nt
Organism: Cryptomeria japonica (Japanese cedar)
Lineage: Eukaryota; Viridiplantae; Streptophyta; Pinopsida; Cupressales; Cupressaceae
Product: putative leucine-rich repeat receptor-like serine/threonine-protein kinase At2g24130
Exons: 2
Coding region: 1-1020 (339 amino acids)
Biological process (GO): protein phosphorylation
Molecular function (GO): protein kinase activity; ATP binding
Source: RefSeq, a predicted model, not a curated record
AUGUCAUUUGCACUUAUAGCAUUAUCCUCUAGAUGGAGACGUGCAAGGCAUCCACAUUCCAACCGGAAUUCCCCUUCUCUCAAUGUAGGAAACCCCAGAAUUUCAUACAGUGAACUUGCAAAUUCUACUGGCGGGUUGUCUGAGGUAAAUCUUGUAGGAACUGGGGCUUUUGGAUCUAUUUACAGAGGUACUCUCAAAAAUGGCACAAAUAUUGCUAUUAAAGUUUUCAAUUUGCUGGAUGCAAAUGCUCAUGAAAGUUUUCACAGGGAAUGCAAUAUACUUAAAAAGUUUAGACAUCGCAAUGUGAUUAAAAUCAUUUCAAUUUGUUCGAAUCUUGAUUUCAAAGCUUUGAUUCUUCCAUUUAUGUCGAAUGGAAGUUUGGAGAGAUGGUUAUAUCCUCCUGAAAUAAGUGGAUGCAGAUUAAAUUUGCAUGAUCGGUUAAGAAUAAUAAUGGAGAUAGCAGAAAGAAUGGCAUAUCUACAUCGCCAUUCCACCGUACAAGUGAUCCAUGGUGACCUAAAACCCAACAAUGUUCUAUUAGGGGAUGAUAUGACUGCAUAUAUUGCAGACUUUGGUAUUGCCAAAAUGCUAUCUAGCAAAUCCUGGGAUCAUAUGACUUCCACAAAUGCACUGAAAGGGUCUAUUGGUUAUAUUGCACCAGAAUAUGGAAUGGAUCAAGAGAUUUCAACAAAUGGAGAUGUAUAUAGUUUUGGCAUUUUACUCUUGGAGUUGUUGAUAAGGAGGAGACCAGUUGAUGACAUGUUUACAGAAGAAGUCAAUCUACAAAAAUGGGUAAGCAUGCAUUUUCCAAAUAAAAUUUUAGAAGUGGUGGACGUUAACAUUGUUAACAUUUCUAGCGAAUUGGAGACAUCAAUGUUACUGGCAUGCCUCACUGCAUUGGUGCAAGUUGGAUUAGAUUGCACAAACCAGUUGCCUCAACAACGCCCAGAUAUGACUGAAAUAAUCAAGAGAUUACACAAUGUUAAAUGUAAAUAUGCUGGGGCUACCCGAGAUUAUUAA